Alternaria burnsii is the source of this 1584-nucleotide messenger RNA. Its product is annotated as 3-phytase b precursor. NCBI's taxonomy places the organism in Eukaryota, Fungi, Ascomycota, Dothideomycetes, Pleosporales, Pleosporaceae. Gene Ontology annotation, cellular component: fungal-type cell wall. Gene Ontology annotation, molecular function: acid phosphatase activity. The record is from RefSeq and is a predicted model, not a curated record. The coding region runs from base 1 to 1584 and encodes 527 amino acids. The transcript has 4 exons.
AUGUCUAUGCCAUGGCACCUUUUGAUAGCUGUCAUUAUAGCUAUAGUAGCAGUCACGUACAGCUAUGACCAGUCCAUACUUCUCGCUGCGCUCGGUCUAAUGCCGUGUCGUCCAUCAUGCCAAUCGGCCGCUUCGAGCACUCAUUCUGAUUAUCCUGGCCAUGAUUGCGCCGAAAAACCUCAUCAUUCGAGCUGGACGACAUGGUUUCAUCCUGAUACAGGCGACGUCACAGCAGCCAAUUCUGGUCUUGGUGCAGGAGCGGUAACGAAAGAUUGGAAUAUCCUAUACCACCUUGGGGGCAAUGGACCGUGGGUAGAGAAGGUUAUCGAUGUUGUUGAUGGAGGUAUCAAACUACCGAACGGGUGUGAGGUGGAACAGGUCCAUAUGAUGUCUCGGCAUGCUGAGCGUUAUCCUACGAUGAAAGCUGGCAGUACCCAGAAAGCAGUCGUGCACCGUAUGAAAGAAAGUGGGAGGGUUUUCACAGGUAACCUGGCGUUCUUCAACGACUGGGAACUCUUUUGGUCUUCGGAUGAUACCCAUCUAGAGCAGCUCACAUCCACCGGCAUCUUUGCUGGGACACUCAGUUCUUUCACUACUGGUGUUCGUCUGCGCACCCGAUACCAACAUCUUCUGGAACGUACCUCUCUUGAAAAACAUCCCACCAAGUUCUGGGCUAGUGAUUCCAACCGUGUCAUUGAGACAGCUAAGCACUUUGCUGCAGGUUUCUUCGGCAUCGAUUACAAUAUCACCAACAAAGCUAUCCUACAAGUCAUUUCCGAACAUUCCUCACUCGGUGCCGAUACGUUGACACCUGGACGAACAUGUUUAGCCAACAAAAAAGACGAGAUGGAAGGCCAGCGAAAAGGGUAUCGUCUGUUGAAUGAGUACCGGGCAAGCUACAUGCCUGCCAUUCGCGAACGUCUAGCCAAGCAGACGGACAUGUACUUCGAGGAUCACGAAAUCUAUGCCAUGCAAGAGAUGUGUGGGUUUGAGAUUACAGUACGCGGUCGCAGCGACUGGUGUGACGUUUUCACUCAGGACGAAUUCCUCAGUUUUGAGUACGCACGAGACGUUCUGCAUUACUACCGUGCAGGUCCAGGCCAGAAGUAUGCAGCAAGUAUGGGGUGGCUGUGGCUAAACGCGACGACGAAUUUGCUGGUUGAGGGGCCGGACGCUGGUCCGUUGUUCUUCAGCUUCAAUCACGACGGUGAUAUCGCACCACUCAUGUGUGCGCUUGAUGUCAUCAACGACGAAGAACAUCUGCCCAUUACGCACAUCGCCCACGACCGUAAAUGGCGAAAGUCUCAGGUUUCGCCUAUGCAUGGACGUAUCAUCUUCGAACUACUUUCCUGCAAGACAGAUACUCAAUCUUCGCCUGGCAAGUUUGUCAGACUCAACAUCAACGACGGUAUCACCGCUAUCCCGGGCUGCGACAGUGGCCCCGGAAAGAGUUGUCCACUAGCAGAAUUUGCCGCCCGAACAAGGAAAAGGGGAGAAGAAGUCGGAAACUUCAACGAGUUGUGUGGGCUGGACGGUGACGCUGCAGAGCGGAUCACUUUCCUGCAUCAAAAAAGAGAAGUGUAG